Centruroides sculpturatus (bark scorpion) is the source of this 3329-nucleotide messenger RNA. Its product is annotated as cell wall protein DAN4-like. The transcript has 2 exons. The record is from RefSeq and is a predicted model, not a curated record. NCBI's taxonomy places the organism in Eukaryota, Metazoa, Arthropoda, Arachnida, Scorpiones, Buthidae. The coding region runs from base 1518 to 3302 and encodes 594 amino acids.
UUGCACGCGUUUCGUUCGCUAGAAUAAUCGUCGAAGGAAUUUUUGGAGCGACGUGGCGUUUUUUACAAGUCGGAUUGGUAGAAAAAAUAACUUCCGAUAACGCCGGGCAAUUUUUCGUCCGAGUUAAAAAAAAAUGCAUUUCUCACGCCAUUCUGCCAGGAAAAAACUUCGACGUUUCCAACCGUAAUUCGUAGGAAAAGUCGUAGCGUUCCGCUAGCGCGACAAAGACACGCCCUCGGGGUUUGUUCCCUUUUGCCGUUUACUGAUACGGUCUAUUUGCAUUUAUCGGAUUCUAAAAUAAAUUCGAAACGUCACGCGAUACUCCGAAAUUGCCGCCUAAAUCCGCGCGUAAUUACUGCCUCCACUAAUUAAACAAAGUAGACAAACGCGCGCAUGCCGAGAAAUCCACACAAACGCGUCUUUUCCAGGUCUCCCCCGGCCUUUUACGUCAUCGUACGAGGAAAUGGGACGCGCGUGGAUCGAAGAACUUUAGUUCUAGAUCGGCAUUUUUUUCUACAAGAUCAAACGAAUUAGCAUAGUUCUGUCCGCUUUAAUAAUUAAAGUUAUUGGGGUGUUGUUAACGAGGAAAACGGAGACAAUACCGUUGUUUUCUCAAGUACCGCCCGUGGGCAUUUCUUGCCUAUUAUGUUACAGAAGCCAAGUGGGUCGGAGGAGUCCCCGUUUUACGCGCCACGGUUCUCUCGCGGAUGAAGAAAACGCUCGUAGUGGGCGGAUACUUUUUCGGACGGGGGAAAUUAGGGUAGAAAUAGGGAAUUUCCCGUUAGGUGGCGAAAAUCCGAAACGAACUUGCGACGGAAAACGUAUUGUUAAAGAAUUCCAUUGCGCGAAUAAAUUAUGUAUGCGAACGAGGAGAUUCCGGGAGUAAUAGGGAAUUUUCCCUCAAGAAAAUCGCGACAAAAAGCCAACAUUUUUAUAGAAAGUGUUUCCUUGCGCCAACGAAUUACGCCUUGGGGAUUUUCAAACUCUUAAGUGCUAAGGGGCAAAUCCGGUAAAGGCGCGGACAAUCGGGCAUUUGAAAUUCCCGCAGAAACGACUCGAUGCGUCGGUUACAAACGUCAACAGACUCGUACGGGGUUAAAGUAGGACGACGUCAUAAUUUCUAAAUAAGUGAGGGGCACGGACUUUCCGGCAAACUUAUCACGUUUUUCGCUCAAGAAAGCGUUAAAUAGAAUCGGAACUUCUAAAAGCGCCAGGGAACGUAGCGGACCCGGAAGAAGCGAUACACGAAACGUUCUCACGAGGAUUUUUUUUUUCUGUUGCUGCAGGUUUCUGCCCCCCGGCGAGCGACGCGUUUCGUUUCGUCUCCGCCAAUCGACGCCGUCGCGCCGCGCCGAGCGGCUAAGGGGUUGGAUUUUUUCCGGCCGAGAGGAGCCGAGGAAAAGUCUCGCGCAAUCUUUUGUGCGGCAUCGAACACGAGACAACGACAUUCUGAAUGCGUCUGCGGGACGAUCCUUGAGGAUUUCGUAGGAUUUUUACUUGUCGACGCCGCAUCGAAAAUGGCAAACUGCGGAAAUUACUGUUUACUUUUCUUAACUGUGGCAUCGUUACUCGAUCUCCCCUCCUCCUUUCCUUCAGAACGAAGACGAGUUAUUUAUUAUAGUCUCCCGCGAGGAAAGAAUCCCGCCACGGUCAACCCGUCCAAAUUAUCAUCCAUCUUGUCACCACUUCUGAAGGGAAGAACUACUACACCAUUGUCUCCGAAAAAAGAAAGCAAGACUCCAGAUAUGACAAAAGGGCAGAGCAUCAUCAUCUUUUAUCAAAAUUCGGAUAAUUUCCCAUCGGUGAAAUCAAAAAACUUUCAAGAUUUAUUUUCUAGAUUUCUGACUCGUCAGUUUUCAAAUAGGAUGAUGAUGAUUGUCCCUGCUGGUGGUGGAUCAUCACCUUCUAUUAACACCACCGCUAGUACUAGUAACAGUACCAAUACCAAUACCACCACCACUACCACUACUACUACUACCACUACUACUACUACAACUACAACAACACCUUCCCCUACAACUACAGUCAGAAGUACAUCCUCAUUGCCUCCAACUCCAAAUACUUUCAAUACUACUGCUAUUAUCAUGUCUCAAAAGGAUAAUUUGACUCUUUCUGAUCCUGACUUGUCAUCAUCUGUUUUAGAACCAGUUCAGCUUUCAAAUGACACUAGUGACAAUCAGACAUCCUUAAUGAAUGAAACUAAUAUUGUGCAUUUGGAAGCAAACCACACUGCAAUGGAAACGAUACUGGAAAUAGCCAAUACGACGUCAUUUGUGCAGCCAAAUCUAACUACGAAACGACCGCAUACUACUAAAAGUAAAAAUCACACGAGUGUCCAAUAUUCUAUAUCCACUUACAGUGUUAGCAGUUCAGACAAUUCAGAAACUAGAACUUAUUCUUUUGAACCAAAAAGACUGAAACCGCAGGAAGAAAGUAAAAUUAAAAUGAGAGAUCCUGGAUACAUAAUUUUCUCUGCAUUAAAUCCCAAUAUAUCUGAUGUACUUCGACCUGUCUACAGAGGAAGUAAUGACGAUUCAAAAGUGAGUGAAGAGACACAAACUUCAAUUUCUGUCAGUGUAGAUAAUUCUGACAAUACCUUCUCAACACCAUCUCCAAAAACUUAUGUAUUAAUAGAAGAUUUCCAAGGGGAAAAAUUAACUAGGAAAGCAACUAAGAAAACUAAUCCAUCUGAUAAAAGUCAAACACAAACAAGCCACGAAUCAAAGAAAACUGUUGCAGGAUCUCUCAAAAAUCUCAGACAUUCUAAUUAUCACAUAACAAAUUAUACUUAUGUAGCAGAUGAAACUACUGCCGACAGAAGGAUGUCGACAUCAGAUUCCGAUAUGAAAACAUCCGAAACAGAAUUUCUCCCGCUCACCGACAUAACUUUCUUCAACCCCUUCCCCGCAUUCAAUUCGGACGGUGAUUCAUCAGAGGAUCGUGGUGGUUACGGAGGCUACUCUGAAGACCGACCGGGACAGUAUUAUCAUGCUUCCGAAGCUAGAGAAAAAGAUUACGGAGUAUUGGGAAGUGGAAAUUUUGAAGUCGUAAAAGGAGGUAUAUAUAAAGAAGAAGAAGGAUCCGAAAACAAUCUCCGCUACCACCGUGCUAAUCCAGAACCCUAUAACAAUCAUGGAUACCAGGAAGACGAAGCCCAGUAUGACUUUGGUCCGUUUCAGUUUCGAUUAUUCAAUGCACUGUCUGAAAGAAGACCGGUCAGGAUCUUACCUUCAAACAGAGGGUUGAGAUUUGGAAGCUCACAGCUGAUACCGACUACAGCCGAUCUGCUCGCAAUGGCAUGAUUUUCUGCAAUUUGAAAAAGAAAUUGU